CAGCAACGUAAAAAAAUGGUUUGCAGUUAAGGAAAGUGUGACCUUCGCCGUUAAUUCGCGGGCUAUAACAAAUUAACCCACUAAGACUGUAUAAAAUACUUUGGAAAUUGCAAGAAUAUGUAGUGAAUUCUUUUUCGUCUAUCAUGGUUUUUUAUUUGCUUCGCUAAGGAAGAGAAGUGAUAAAUAAAGUGAAAGAGAAACAAAUAUGUGAACGACAGUAUGUGAAUGGUGUGUAGCUUAAUAAGAAUGUAAAUGUGAAAAGAGAACAAAGAAGGAACGUGUGCAAUUAGUGUGUUCAAGAAAGGAGAAAGGUGAAGCACGCGAGGUACAUCGAGUCAAUCUGUGGGAAGUCAACUUCGAAAAUCCCAACUGCGCUGCUCUUAACUCGACAUUGUGUAAAGCUCUUUUUUGAGCUUGUGCGCAUGGGGGAAUGAGCAGAGUUGCAUUUGGAUAUGGGGGAUUUUAUGUAUCUCUAUUAGGGCUUUGGCCGGCGUUUUAAAUAUGCUAUAGAAACCAGCAGCAAUUUAUACGAUAUAAAGCAAAACAUGAAUUUAUUUUUAAAUUUUAAACAGACGCCGAAUAAUGGAUUUGUUACUAGAAUUUCGUGUUUGCUCCGUUAGCAGUCGUUCCAACGAAUUGCUCCACUGACUUGGAGCAUUGGAGCAACAAGGAGUCAAAUACACGCAAAAUUCAAACAAACUCCACCAUAAAGGUUUAACAUCCUACGGCAAGUUAAACGCUUUUCAAAAAUAAGUUUUACACAUCAAUGAAACCGCCUUCAUGAACAAAUUUGGUAAUGGCAUACAACAAAUCCAAUCGAAGAUAACUUACACUUAUGAUAUCCCAUCGUUUCGAAGCAACUAUAAAACGUAGCGAAGAAAUAAGUAUUUAUGUUCAAACAAAGAGGCCGACUGCACUUUAAUAAACGCCCAAAUAGCAACGGGCUGCAAACAAUAUCCGAAACAGCACCAGCAAAAACUCGGAAAAUUUGGAUAAUAUUGACAGUUCACAAGUCCUUUAACAAAAGACACCGUGACGGUCACGGCGAAGUUAAAGGAGUCCGAAAGGAUUUGUGGUGCCGCUUCAAGUGGCAUCAAUAUUAAUAAGUUUAAGCUUAAGAUGGCAAAUACGCUUUCCGUCAUGACGAACGUUUUACGGAAUGUUGUCAGCAAGCAGCGUAUACGCUAUAAGGAGAAUGGAUAUAAUUUAGACUUGGCCUAUAUAUGCGACAAUAUAAUUGCAAUGGGUUAUCCGGCAGACAAUAUAGAGAGUAUAUUUCGAAAUCGUUUGGAAGAUGUUUACAAAUUUCUCCAGGAAAUUCACCAGAACCAUUAUAAAAUUUACAAUCUCUGCCUUGAGCGUAGCUAUGAUAGCAAUAAAUUUCAUGGAAGAGUUGCUGUUUAUCCAUUUGAGGACCAUAACCCACCAACGAUAGAAUUAAUACAAAGAUUUUGUACGGAUGUCGAUACUUGGCUAAAAGCAGAUAGUCAAAAUGUCGCUGCCGUACACUGUAAAGCAGGCAAAGGCAGAACUGGUACAAUGAUUUGUUGUUAUCUACUGUAUAGUGGACAGCAGGCAACUGCCGAAGAUGCUUUAGAAUGUUACGCUGAAAAACGCACAAAGGAUCGCAAAGGUGUAACCAUUCCAUCGCAAAGGCGGUAUGUUCAGUAUUUCGCAAAAUUAAUACGAUCCGGAGUACCAUAUGAAAAGCGUAUUCUGCAGUUUUGUGAAAUUCGUUUUACUGAGGCUAAUUUGUUGCAUAGUCAUGGCACAGUGCACUGCUCAAUUUCCGUGCUGGAAGAUAAUGGAUGUUCCGUUAAAGUAAUGCCUUUGCUGGGGUUGCCCAUUGAUUUUCGGAAAAGUUACACAUUGGACCUUAAAAAUCAUUCACUAUGUGUGGCCGGUGACAUAAAAGUGGAACUAACACAUAAGAAGAAAUUAUUUCAUUUCUGGUUCAAUACAUAUUUUGUUCGUGAUGAUGCCGUCAUUGAAGAAGAAGGUGAAGAAGCAAAACUGGUGUACACACUUAACAAAUGCGAAAUCGAUGAUGCACACAAAGACAAAGAGCACAAAUGCUUUUCUGAAGGUUUUAAGGUGCAACUUGUAUUCUUUGCGGAAAAUUCAAUGCGACCUGGUCUGCAAGCCAAUGUUAGCAGCAUCGCCAGCCAAAUUAGCAAUAAUCAAAGAAAGUCUCAAAAUGCGCGGCUAUCACAUCAAUACAGUGGUGGGGGAGGCGACAGUAGCAGCAGCAGUAAUUAUCAACUGCCACAGAACAGCAGCAGUGGCAGUGAUCUGAAUUAUAUUUGUGAUCAAAAGUCCUCCUCUUCAGCGUCUGCGUCGGUUAGCAGUUUGGGUGGCCCACUGGCUGGUGGUGUUGGCAGUGGCAGCAUUGGCGAUACGAGUUUGGGCGAUACAGCAAAUACAGAUUUUUCACGUAUUAAUGUAAGCUCUGCCGGUUCACAAUUUAUUCAACAUCCGCAUCAACAGCAACAAAACCAACGGAUUUCUGUUGGCAAUAUGCAACAACGCAUCACUGUGAAAAACAUGAGCGGCGGUGGUUGCGAUGGUUACGAUUGUGAUGAAGGCACUCUGCCAUUUGGUCGAAUCAGCGCUGCUGCAUCAACAGCUGCUUAUGCGUUACACCCACACCAACAACAUUCACAUCAACAACACACAUAUGUGAAUUUGGAAAAUAUACUGUCCACUGCGGAUAAACAACAUUUGCAACUAAUGCAGCAACAUCAGCUGAAGCCGUUGACAACACCAAAUCAUGCAACGGCUUCGGCUGCGGCAGUGCCGGCAACAGCAACCAACUCAUUUAUGUUGGCAACGGCAAUUCAACAACAGAAUAGUAUGAAAUUUGUAGCGUCAUCUUCGGUGUCAGGGUUGCCAGAAUAUACUGGAAAGAAUAUGCUGCAGCACAAGGCAGCGUUAGAAAUGGGUAGCAACACCAAUAACAGCGGUAGUAGCAGGCAAUUAGAUGGAGAAAUUACAACAAUAACGCAAAGAAAUGGUACGGUUUGCAGCAGCGGUGGUGCAGCAAACGGUUGCAUUAGUGGCAACAGUAGCAAAAGCAGCAUUAGCAGCCAAUCAUCGUCUUCUGCGUCAACAACUUCGUCCUCAUCAUCGGCACCGACGUCUGCCGGUGAUCAAGAUUGCGAAGAAGAAGACUGGGAGUCUGCUACCAACAUAAGCCACAUCAGUAGCCAACGUAAAGUAUAUACCACUGGAACAGUAGGUGAUGUUGCUAAUAAAGAUCCAGAAGGCGUAUACAACAACACAAACGAAAGUUGCGAUUCUAAAGGCGGCGGCACAGAGGCGUUAGCAGUUCGACAAACUAUGGAUAUACGUAUGAAUACUGGCUAUGCGAAUAAGCAUUACAACAAUGGCUCCAACGAUGACCACCAAUCGGCGGAUGUCAAACACAACUCAAUACAAAGCUUAUCACCGGACGCCGAUUAUCAACUGAUCGAGGAGGAUGAUACAAACAGCGAUGGCGUUGAUAUUGGCGUGGGUAUUGGAGUAUGCGGUAACGAUGGCAACCCUGAGUACGAUUCCAUUUUGCUUAUGCGAUGUCAGCCCACUACUGCCAUUGGCUUGAAAACAAAGCUGCUGCACCCAAAUGCGGCUAGUAGUAUAGGUGUGAAAAAUUCACGCCCGCGUCGGGAAACCACUUAAGUCAGCUGUCUCUAGGCGACAAGAAACUACGAACUUCGCAUCGGCAAACAAACAGGAUGCGCACUGGCAAUUGCAAAUUGCGAAUGCCUUAGAAUGCAAAAGAUUUGUUUGUGACUGAAUGAACGCGCUGAUAAAAAUGAGGUGAAAAAAGUGAAUGCAGGCAGAAAGUUAAACAGUCACUUAUACACAUUGGGGCACAUGUAGGGAAACGCGCGCCAGCCAAUCAACAGUUGCAUUUGUGUACAUUUAAACUAUAAACAUAACAAAUACAAAUCCAUAUAAAAAAGGAAAAACACAAAUAUUAUAAACACAAACUCAUACGAGCGCUAGAAUUUCUAUUAAAAGCAAGGGUAAAAGUUUAGGCUCGUUAUUAAAAAAAAGAAGAGAGUUUAAAGUCAGACAUUAGUGAUUAAAUAAAGAAGGAAAGAGUAUUUAUGUAUAUGUAUGUAUAAGUAAACGCUUUAUGUAUGUAUUUGUACUAUAUGAGAAAUGGAAAGACAUGCUUGCAAAUAAACAUAUUGACCAUCCUGUGUGAGCCGAAUAUACAUACAUAUAUUAAAUCAGCAAGAAGAAGUGAUGAAAAAGAAACAAAGCAGAGGCCGCCUCUCAAUAAAAUUGGAAAACUAAACUAGAACCAAAAAAAAGAAAACAUUUGAAAUGUUAAUGAGCAGUAAAUGUGAUGCGCAUAAAUCGAAAUCGUAGUAUACAUAUGUAUAUUUGAAAAAAAAAAAUGAAUGCAUGUUUUGAAAAUGUGAAUGUUACUACUUAGUACUAUUAGCGUAAAAAAUGCAGCAUAUAAGGCAGGAGGCAGCAACAGGCAAAAAGCACCAAAAUGAGCUGCAACAGUUAAAAAUGUUGAUCGGUGAGAAAAUGCAGCACGAUUUUAUAUAUAUACAUAUAUGUAUAUAAAUACAAGAAGUAUAAAGUAUGUAAUUAGGAGAAGUUUGCAACGUAACCGUCUUUUCAUGAGAAACAAACAAACAAAAAGAAAAACAAACACACACAAUUACAAAAAGUGAAACUGAUAAACAGGCAGCAUUCGAAAUUGAGACAAAAACUAGGUGAUGCAAAUUGAUAUUUAGUUGUUAAGAUUUCAUAAAGCGUACAAUAAAGAUAUUUAAAUUCAUAUGUAUAUGUACAUAUAUAUAUGCACAAGUAUGUAUGUAUCGAUAUGAAAAAACACAAAUGCGUAUACGUACAUACAUAAGUAUAAACACACACAUAAUAUAUGUACAUGCCCACACAACGCAUCGUAAGUGAGUUCAAAAUUUCUCAUUCAUAAAUAGAUAAUGAUAGAAAAAAUAUAAAUUCGCAAUUACCCUGCAGAAAAUCCCAUUAAGAUUUAAUUAGAGGUGCCAUAAGAAUAACUACAUAAAUCUGCUGAUCGAACCAACAUACGGGCAACACUGUAAUAGAUUAGAGGUAACAUGUCAUAACCGUAACACGGUAGUCAUAACCGUAACCAAGGCGAAUCUAUUCAUCCGCUUUACUGAUAUUUCUAAAUUAAAAGCGAGUUGAAGAACAAGCAAUUAACUACUCUAAUCGCACCACCUUCUAUAGAUACGCCUUGACCUAACCGUAACCGUACAGACCACUUGAAUGUUAGUUUUUCGCCGUAACUAUAAACAGCUGAUUGUUGAUUUGCUGCAUUGUGGUACAAUAAUAAAUAAAUUACUAAUUUCCUCGUCACUGCUCAUGCUGUUAUCUUUUCCUUAGUUUCUGCACUUCGAAAUGCACAAAGAAAUGAUAAUACAUAUAUGUAAAUAUCAUAUGUUUAUGGCUAUGGCAUUAAUAACAGAUGACAGUAAGUAUCGUUAUGGUUGAAGCUGCAAUUAGUGGUGCCGUACCAGCCAUCCGUAACCAUAGCAACCAGCUGUUUUGAUCUAACAUAUGGACAAAAUUGUAAACGAUUAUAGGUACCGCACCAUAACGCCAUAACCAUAACCGUAGCCGUAUGUACCUAUUGAAUUUUGGUUUUUCCUGCUUACAAUAGCUAUGAAAUAUUUUAUAUUAUAAUAUUUGCGAUAAAUGAGCGACGAAAAAUUAAAUGAUUUAUUGCAAACUUAUCCGUGUUUUUAUGACAAAAUGCAAAUGUUGUCAUUAAUUCAUCUUUGAUCUUGAAAACUGUUUAUAGUCACGGCAUGACUAAUCGACAAAUGCUGUAAUGUUGCAAGUGUGGUUGUGGUUACGGCUAUGGCGUUAUGGCUACGGCACCACUAAUUGCAACUUAAUUUAACCUUUUUUAGUCUUGAACUAUUGUGAAUUUAGAGCCAUGCAUAGCUAACUGUCCUUUCUUUCCCAUAGAAGCCAGCGGUGUAUUUUAGAGUGAUGCUCUUGGAAUGGGGGUUUGGGGUUUUGAAAGCUAAGACAUUACUAAAUACAUCAGUUGAGAUCUAGUACAUUUUGUAAUUUUUUCUAAAAUUUUUUGAACCAGUAUUACAAUCGACAAAUUAAAUUUUUGAGAAAAAGGCAAAUUAGCUCACGUUGAUGCUGCGGCCGCGGUAGCCGAAUGGGUUGGUGCGUGAUUACCAUUCGGAAUUCAUAUAGAGGUCGUUGGUUCGAAUCUCGGUGAAAGCAAAAUUAAUAAAAACAUUUUUCUAAUAGCGGUCGCCCCUCGGCAGGCAAUGGCAAACCUCCGAGUGUAUUUCUGCCAUGAAAAAGCUCCUCAUAAAAAUAUGUGUCGUUCGGAGUCGGCUUGAAACUGUAGGUCCCUCCAUUUGUGGAACAACAUAAAGACGCACACCACAAAUAGGAGGAGGAGCUCGGCCAAACACCUAACAGAAGUGUACGCGCCAAUUAUUUAUUUUAUUUCUUUAUGCUGCUUUCAUAAUAGUCGAAGGGGUAAUUAAUAAACUGUUUGGGUUCUAGUUGCCGGCACAAGUAGAAAACAAUCGAAUGAUGCAUGUAUGGAUUUCGUCAACGUUUGUUUGAGUAAAAAAUAUUCAACUGAGCGAAAGAGAAUGAGACGCAAGCCUAGAUAUUCAAUAACAUAAAGUUUAAUUAAACACGCUGUAUAUUUCUAUAUAUGUAUGUAUCUUUUUUUGUAAACUAUUAAUCCUUAUUUUUUUUAUCUAUAAUGUGUCGUAAUACAAUUUUGUAAACACGUGAGCUGCGCUCAUUUAAUACUACUUCGCAACAAGGUGGUUUUAGAAGCAUCGUCCGACCUUCUGAUCUUGCUGUAAUUUCAAAAAUAAUAGAAAUAAUUACAUUUUUAACGCCGAAUGGUUUGUGCGUGACUACCUCUCGAUAGAGGUCUGGUUCGAAACCCACCAUGGAUAUGGUUUCUAAAUGUUAGAAAAGUGUUUUCUAAUAUCAGUCGCCCUUCAACUGGCGAUGGCAAACCUCCGAGUUAGUUUUUGGCCGUGUUUUUAUUAUCUAUUCAAAAGCGAAUGAUCCAAUUAAAAAGCGCAUAAUGCGGUCAAUAUUUUUGGAUGGAGUCGUGUCGCAUGGAGGAUAUGAUGAUCGUCGGUUGCACAAAAUAGGAUAUUUAUUUAUAUAAUAGAGGGAUCGUGUCAGCUUUGUCCAAUUGAUAAACGUGCGUUGUUCCCAUGAUGUUGACUUUUCGAAUGUUUGUUCUCGGGCUCAUCCCAAACGGCUGACUAAUUGACAUUAACGAAGGGCUUUUCGGAGGCAAAGAGAAAACAAUCGUGAAAAGCCUCCUUGCGGGAUUAUCGAGUCACCAAAAUCGAUUUUCAUUGUUUUGUAGGGCAACCAAGCCGGAAUUUCCAUAAUAUUUUAAAAUUUGUUCCAACUGUUUGGAAAGUAUUAAUCGAAAUGGGGUGAAAUGACAAACUAUAAGUAUGCUGAAGGUUUUAAGAGUUCGGUUUCAUCCCUAUCUAUGACAGUUCCUCAGGUAUUCCUAUUGGAAGAGUUAUGAAAACGACGUAGUCACGUAUUUCUGCCACUUAUUCAUUUAACUUAGUAACAUCUCUAAGUACAUACUGUCAGCGCAGUAAUUUCAAUUAUUUUUUAUAAAAAUAUAGUUCAUACUACAACAAGUAUCAUAUAAAGCAAAGUUUCGAGCAUACAAUUUUUACUCAGAAUUUUUAGAAAAUUUUUUGUUAUGUAGUUUUAUAGCUCGUCGAAUUUUGGUAUAAUAAAGUACACGUUUCAAGUGGUUCAAAAGUCGCUCUGAUUUUUGACAGUUUUUUCUACUGAAGGUGUUGUAUUCCAUUUAAAAAAAUGUGAAGUAGGCAUUAAAUAGAGGAAAUGCACAAGACCGCUACCAAAAAGAAUUCUCAAAAAUCUGUGUGAUUUUCUCAGUAAAAAGUUUGAAAUUUUAAUGAAAAUUUUCCGAAUUUUUUUUUUAAUUUUAUACAAAGUGUGAAACUUUGUUUUAUAUGGUUCUUGUUGUAGCAUGAACUGUGUUUUCAUAAAAGAAUAAUUGAAAUUAAAAAGUGUGUAAAUAAAUAGUCCAAACUGGCCAAUAUAUGGUGUACACUUUCUUUUGGCGUUGACUGUAUGUAUAGAGUGCAUAUCUUCAAGUGAUCAUAUAAACAUGAAAGUAAUUAUAGUAUAGUCCAGCAUGGCUCAUUUUUUUUUUUUACAUUGGAUCAAAGUAAAAUUGAGUCAAAGGUAAAAUUUCUGUCAGCGAUAUUAUUAUCAAUGUUUUAUAAUAUAAUUUUCCCAGACUCAUUUUUGUGGAACAUUUCCUUUUUCCGAAAAUAUGUAUCGACAAAUGUCUGUAAGUGCCAAGGCGAAUCUAUUAAUGGUGGUGAAUCAGCUGAGUUGUUUUUUUCUUUCGCCCAUGUGGCUGUCAGCUCAGAAUGAAACAAGACGAAUUCAUUAUUUGUUUUCUAGUUUCUCAAUACUUUGCUUUGACAAUCAAACGUACAGAAUUCUGUUGUUGGUCUAGUGCCACCACCUUUAAUGAAUGCGCCUUGGUGGGUGCUAUCGAAUACCCAAAAACUGUCAAUAUAAGCUUUUACUCGAAUGUUAUAUUCAGUGUAUAUUGAAAAAAAAAAAUAGAAAAAAAAUAAUUUUUGUUUUUCAGUAAACGUGGGGAAAAAAUUGAAUAUUUGAAUUUAUGUAUAAAAAAAAAAAAAAUUGAGUAAUUGAAUUUAUGUACAUUAUGGUGGCACAAACUUUUUUUCUUGUUGCUACCCCUCUAAUUUGUUCUAUAUAUAAAGCUUUCAAUGACAAAAAAUUCGAAAAUUUGACUCGCUGUAAAAAAUCUGAGAAGUGCUGAACUAUAACUUUGAACUUUGUUCUACAAUGAUGCACUUUCAGGCUUAUAUGGUCGUGUUUUUGUUCAAAAGAUCUAAGUUUGUUGUACUUUUUAUUUUCAUUAGGCAUGUUGAAAUUCACGAGUGUACAAUUGUAUGUAUCCAUUAGCUUAGAAGUAAAAAAUAGUCAAUAAAAUACUUCACUUCAAAUUAUAAAAAGUUACGGAUUUCUUCAGUUGAUUAGUUUCAGGCUGUCGCUUCCAAAUGAGUGCAUUUCCAAUGAAAUUACAAAAGUGGCUUAUUCAGUUCAUAUAAUUUUUCACCUUAAUAAAACAACAUUGAUUUCUAUAAACCACAUUAAACAUUCAUUGUAUUUUAAGUCAUCAUCAUCAUCAUCGCAAAUUUAACAUAAAAUAUGCAUUGUUUUUUCUCUAGGGUUAAGAACAAAAUAUAAUUCUGUAGAAAAUCAUAACUGCGCACUUUUGGCAAAACAACUUAAGUCGGCUUAUCACUUUCUAUCUAUUAAUGACUGAAUUUUUUACGUCUUAUAUUGUAUUUAGCAUCCAUUGAAAGUUGAACGAAAAGAAUUCCUGGAAGAACGGAUACGGUAAAAAACGUAUAAAUGAGUACAAUAAAAAAGUGGUUUUACCAAAAGUUCACAGAUAUAUAGGGACGUAUGUACAUAUAAAUUUAAUUUAAUUAAAAGAAUUUGAAUAGAAAAAAAGUUAAUAAAGUAAAAUAAAGUUACAAAUGAAAUUUUCAAUAAAUAUUUUAUAAUUAUUUAUUUUCAUCAAAACUGUUAAUUACUUUCUGAUUUUUAGUUUACUGAUAAGAAACAAAAAUAGUAAUACAAGGUGGCGCAAAAUAAUCACCCUAUAGAUAGAUUUGUAAUUUUUGCAAAUGGCGUCGUGCGUUAAUCAUAUUUGACAUACAAAAGUAUUUUCGUUUUUUAUUUUGUAAAAAAGUUAAAAAAAAAUUAAAUAAAAAUUACUGAACAAAAAAACAGUAUUAAAUAAAGAGUUAUAAAAAAAAUUAUGAAAACGAGACACAAAAAAAAACUUUGAAUUAUUAAUUUUGUGCCACCUUGUUCGAGUAUAGCACAAAAAAUCUCGAUUUGUUCUACAAAAGUGUUUACUCCCUUCUGGAUUAUAUGGUCGCUUUUCUGUUCCUCAAAUACUUUUGGUCAUUUCCAUUAUUAAUUGUUUGUUUUGUUUUUACACAAAAUUUGUCUUUCUUAUAAUUUUAGUGGUAGAACGCGCGCGGUUCCAGAGAUAUUGCGCACAACUUUUCCUUUGAAAUAAAAAUUCGAUAAUUAUUUUUGAACAAAACCAAAAAGCUCGUUAAAAAUACAUAUUAAUUAUAAAAAUAAGAUAAUUAAUAUAUUUGUAACGCAAAAUAUGCACACAAAAAAAAAUCGUUUAGAAUAGGUAUUCAAAACGGCGCUUGAGUGCUACUUGGGAAGGGCCAAAUUGGUACUUGAACCAUUUCACCUAUUUAAUCAAACCUAAAGAUUAUGAAAACAAUUUGAUUUCUUCAUGAAAUACAAAAACAUGGAUUUUUACUCCAUUUGCUGAAGAACCAUUGUUCAGCCUUGCCAAACAAUUCAUUCCCAUAAACAAAAAAACUAACAAAAAUUUCUCAAAUUGUUUUUAUAUUGCUUUGUAAUAUAGGGGAAUGAUUGCUCAUACAGUUUAAAAAAUGAAUUUCAAAAACUUUUUAUUUGUAUUAUCGAAUUGUGACGCACUUCGAGGAUUUAUAUGUACAUACAUACUUCACAUACACAUACAUAAACAUAUAUGUAUAUAUAUUCAUACAUGCUCAUAUUUUUGAUAUUGAGGCAAAUGCAUGCGUGGUUUAAGGUCACACUAAAAAAAUUUAUAUUAUUUACUUUCACACAUGGAUAUACGAGACUUGGUCAUUGAAUAAUCAGACUGACGAUGUAAAACAUUUUAUUUUGAUAUCAUACAUAAUUACUUAUCACACCCAAUAUACACGCCUCCUCUAUCCUUAUAAUGCUCCAAGAGAAUCUUGCGUUGGUCGAAAAAGUGCUGGAAGUCUGCUUUUGUCAGUUCCUUUCGAAUGUAGCAUCAAAGAACUCAAAUCUGGUUCCUUUUAAUGCAGAUUUCACCUUAGAAAACAUUUAGAAACUGCGCCGCUGAAUAUGGUGUAUGGUCUAACACUAGAAUGCCAUACUUGGCUAGAAAUCUCUUGACAAACAUUGCUGCCGGCACGUUGUCUUGGUGGAGAAUGUAUGACUUGUGCUUCCACACUUGAGGUGGUUUUUCUGUAUUCUUUUAGGGAAUUUAGCAAGAAAAAUUCAAGUGAAGGUAUUAAUGCUGACUGAUGAACUCAGUGAAGGCGCAAAAUCCUGUAAGUACCAAUAUUGCAUCCAUUUUUGAGCGCUUCGAACGUAAAUCAUAUUUAGCGUCUGCUCGACCAUCUUUAACUCUAUAAUGCUUGAACUCGGCGAUCAUCAUUGCCAUACACUUCUUUAUAAUUUAUUUAAACAAGUUUUAACUGCGGUUUUUCCGAGUUUCAUGUGAAAUUUCACAACGAUGGCAAAUCAUUUCAGUGGACGAAGGCUAUGACUAUACUAAUUUGUAUAUGACUAUUGAUUUCGUUGUAUAUUCUAAAAAGCAAGGUUCUCGCUAAACCUCUGGCGAUCACUAGCGUUUGGCGCAUGCAUACUUCAUCUAUAGUGGAGUCAGUCAGUAUAUUCACCUCCAGAUUUUGCUUGAGCUCUCGCGCUAUGACUAAAAAAUAGAAAGCUUGGUUGGAUUAUUUCUUAUAUUUCAUCAACAAAACUAACAUACAAUUUUAUGAACUUAAAUGAAAAUAUAAAAUAUUUUGCCGAAGUUGUGCAAGAAGUUUAGAAGUUGUAAUAUAUUCGGAAAAUUCAAAAUACAAGUUUACUCCUCAAAAGUGAUAUUAUCACCUUCAAAGUACUCACUUAUGCCAGCGUUUGAUCCAGCUCUCUAAACAUUUCAGGAGCUCUAUUUUCAAUAUAGCCAUCAGAUCCGUCUUCGAUUUUUCCAUUACUUCCUUUUGGCUGUUAAACGCGUUCCACGAAGUGGGUUUUUGACUCGAUCAAACAGAAAAAAAUCGCAAGGAGCCUUAUCAGGUGAACUCGGUGGCUGUUGAAUGGUAUUCGUUUCGCUCGUUGUUAAAAAUUCACGCAUAAUGAUGGCACUGUGCGCCGGUGCAUUAUCAUGGCGCAAAAUCCACGAGUUGUUUUUCCACAAACCCUCUUUUUUUCUGGCGAAUUGCUUCAGGUAAUCGUCUCCUAGCGUCCAAAUAAUAGUCCUUAUUAACUGUUUAACCUUUUGGAAAAAAUCGUGAUGUACAACACCUUUGUAAUCCGUAAAAACCGUUAGCAUCGCUUUCUUUUUUGACUGAAGACGACGUGGUGUUUUUGGUCUUGGUUCAUUCGGAGCUUUCCACUCACUCGCCUGAUGUCUGGAUUGCGUGUCGUACCCAUAAACCCACGUCUCGUCUCCAGUAAUGAUGCGUUUGAUGAAUGUCGGAUCGGAUUCAGCCUUGGAAAUCAUGUCUUUGGCGAUAUCAACACGGCCCCUUUUUGAAUGAAUUUGCAUGAAUUUCACGUUCUUUGGGGCCAACUUUGCAACAACCCAAAUCAUGAACUAAAAUGUCCUGAAUGGUUCCAUAAGCAAGUCCUCUGCCAGAUCUCUGAUGAUUAAUUUACGGUUAUUGAUAAACUUUUCUUUCCCCUUAUUGAUGUUUUCGACAGUUUUCAAUGUCGACGGACUGCCACUACGUUCGUCAUCCUCGAUGGACUAACGAUCUCUUCUGAAGCAUUUAUGCCACUCGUAAACGGCUGUUUUCUUUAUAGCAUCAUUAUCGAAACAGUUUCCCAAUAUUUCUAAGGUUUUUGCACCAUUUAAUCUAUUUUUAACGCAAACAUUAAUACAAACUCGUUGGAAAUUCGAAUCCAUUUUUAAAUCUGAAAAAUCGAAAACACGUGCAGAAGUAGAUUUAGUCAAGACGGCUUAACUUUUACAAAUGUCAGGCAAUGGCGAUAAAAUUUUGGUAGGAAUGUUAUUACAGAGGUUACAAACAAAGAAACAGAACCCAAAUCAAUCUAAGUCAACUGACGGUUGUCCCGGGAACUUGUUGAUCAAGCUGGUAUAGCGUACAGGUAUAUGGAAGAAAAUGGCGAAGAAAUAGUUCGCAUAAUUUACACAAGUAUACAAGCAUUGAAUUAUUUCUAAUUAUUUAUAUAUAUAUGUACAUACAUACAUACUUGCAUACAUACAUACGUCCUUGGUGGUGGUAAAAACUUUCCUAUUGUCGACUUCUUUUUUGGUACAUUGCAAGUUGCUUUCUACCCUAAUUUUUGUGUGAUUUUUAUUGUUCUUACGAUUUG
Anastrepha ludens (Mexican fruit fly) is the source of this 13227-nucleotide messenger RNA. It is a transcript of the gene Pten, whose product is annotated as serine-rich adhesin for platelets. Gene Ontology annotation, cellular component: plasma membrane; nucleus; cell projection. The transcript has 11 exons. Gene Ontology annotation, molecular function: protein tyrosine phosphatase activity; phosphatidylinositol-3,4,5-trisphosphate 3-phosphatase activity. Gene Ontology annotation, biological process: regulation of phosphatidylinositol 3-kinase/protein kinase B signal transduction; protein dephosphorylation; negative regulation of cell population proliferation. The record is from RefSeq and is a predicted model, not a curated record. The coding region runs from base 1120 to 3678 and encodes 852 amino acids. Lineage: Eukaryota; Metazoa; Arthropoda; Insecta; Diptera; Tephritidae.